ACAGAUCAAUUCCAUGGGUAUGGAGUCCUUACCUCACGAGAUUCUUCAGGAUAUUUUUGCAAAGCUUCCACUUCAGUCUAUGAUGCGAUUCAAGUGCCUAACCAAACGGUGGACUCUUCUUUUUUGUAAUUCUAAACUCAUCAAAGCCCACCUCAAUGACAAGGAUUUCGUUCUUCAUUGCGGUAUUUAUGAAUUCCCACAAUUGUUUCGAUUAAGGUUCACUACUUCGGACAGUGAUGAAGGGAGUUUCGAAGCAGUAGACCUUGAAUAUCCCACGGAGACAUUAGGCUUAAUCAAGCAUGUGUUGCAGUGUGAUGACAUCUUGUGCAUAUUCACAUUCGAACCCUAUGCUGUGGUUUGGAACCUAAGAACCAAGGAACAUGAGAGAUUUCCAAUGCCAGAAAAAGGCAAUCCGGGAUGCGAAGAUUUUGGAUUUGGCUAUGAUUCUACCACUGAUGAUUACAAGGUCAUAUACAGCCCACAAAAGAAAGGAAAGAAGAGAGAGAUAUGGAGUUUGAGGUUGAAAAUUGGUUACUGAAAUGUUGGUGUGAACAACGUACCAUACUCAUUAAGUACCUGCAAAAAAGGAGAAAAAGCAGUAACUGUCAAUGGCUGCCUCUAUUGGAUUGCUAGGAGAAAGUAUUAUCAUGCAGUGAGAACGAAUACCGUAGUGAUCUUAUGUUUUGAUUUGAAGGGUGAUAGUCUGAGAGAAGAAACAUCUCUAUCCGACGAUAGCAUAUUCACU
Rubroshorea leprosula is the source of this 745-nucleotide messenger RNA. Lineage: Eukaryota; Viridiplantae; Streptophyta; Magnoliopsida; Malvales; Dipterocarpaceae. The record is from the annotation of a GenBank genome assembly.